Glycine soja is the source of this 759-nucleotide messenger RNA. RefSeq lists its product as uncharacterized. The transcript has a single exon. The record is from RefSeq and is a predicted model, not a curated record. The coding region runs from base 1 to 759 and encodes 252 amino acids. Lineage: Eukaryota; Viridiplantae; Streptophyta; Magnoliopsida; Fabales; Fabaceae.
AUGGCUUCCAUGAUGGAUGUCAAGCUAGGAAUGAGACAACUAAUGGAGAAUAACGCGACCACCGUCGUCGCUGUUAGUUCGGCUGCCGAAGCAGACCCAACUCUCCCAGCUACCGCGCACUACCCUAUCCCAAAUGUGGUAGGACGAGAAAGAAGCACACUAGGGCACAUCAACAACCCCCAUCCGGGGUACAACCAAGUAGCUUACCCCUAUGGAUUACAACCUAAUUACACACCACCAGUCAUACGUGAUGACGCGGGUCAUGUCCUUCCCCCCAUCCUUGAAGGGGAGCCUCCUCGACAGUCGGACGAGGUCCACGAGGAUCAUCGAGAGCAUGCCCAGGGAGACAUCGAUUCCUACUCCCCAUUCCCUGCCGAGGGGCCGGCACCCAACGCACUACCUCAGCCCAACCUCACGGGAGAACCUCGAAACCACCCAACACAGCCAAUAUUUUUGUCCGCAAGAGGGCCACCCUUGGCAGCAGAAGAAAAGAGGAAACUCGAUCUCAUCGAAAAGAGAUUAAGGGUUGUUGAAGGCUUUGGCGACUAUCCAUUCACGAACAUGACUGAUAUUUUCUUAGUGCCGGAUGUUGUCAUCCCACCGAAAUUCAAGGUACCUGAUUUUGAUAGGUACAAAGGGAUGACUUGUCCUAAGAAUCAUCUCAAAAUGUAUUGUCGCAAGAUGGGUGCGUAUUCCAGGGAUGAGAAGUUGUUGAUGCAUUUCCUCCAAGAUAGCUUGGCUGGGGUAGCGGUCAUCUAG